Molecule: messenger RNA, 3941 nt
Organism: Camelus dromedarius (Arabian camel)
Lineage: Eukaryota; Metazoa; Chordata; Mammalia; Artiodactyla; Camelidae
Product: retinoic acid early transcript 1E
Exons: 7
Coding region: 841-1848 (335 amino acids)
Biological process (GO): immune response
Cellular component (GO): external side of plasma membrane
Source: RefSeq, a predicted model, not a curated record
CUCGGGUUCUGCUCCAAGCCCUCGCGAGCCUCCCAAGGCUGUGUGUUCCGGCCCCGCGAGCCUCACCGGAGGAGUGCGGUUUCCCAAGCGCCGCGGCCUCCGCCCGGGCCCCUCUUCGCAGCCGCGUUGGGUCGGGAUCCCAGCCAAGCCGCUCAAGACGCAGUGGGCCCAUCUCUGGCGGAGCCAGGGCCGCGGGACGCCUGGAGGUGAUGCGAGAGAAGAGGGAUCCAGAUUGAAAACCCAGAAAAGGGAGUUUCCGGAACUUCUCUCGGGGACGUCUGCAAAUGCCGACGAUCUCCUAAGCUGUGAGAGCAACUUUGGGUGCACCGGGACAGGCGAGGACCGCCCUCGUGGCCCGGCUGCUGCCUGCGGGCCCGGGGCCUCCCUUGUCAACGACCGCGCCCUACACACAGGAAGCGUUGGACCCCGGCUGCGGGAUUCUAGGACUCUAUCGUACUUGUGUUUUUUUCUUUUUCACAAACAAGCACGCGCUAGACCACGAGCCAGAAGACAGCCGGCUCGCCACCCCGGGUACGUGCCGGACGUGCAGGGAGCGGCGCCCGCCACCGCGGCUACUUACCGGGCGCGAGCGCGCGGGCGGGGGCGCGAGGCAGGCAGGCGGACGCCGGGACCAGAUGGCCCUCAGCCGAGGCGAGUGCGGCCCAGCGCCCGCAAGGAGGCGCCAGGCACGGCGGUCCAUCCGUCUCUGAUGCACCGGAUGCCAGCGACCUGCAGCUAGUUUGAUUUAACAGUGGGGUGUACUUGGUGAGAGUGAAUCUGAAUCAUUAAAGAGAAAAAAUUUGAAAGGUUAGGAGUGGGAGAGUGGAGGUCGGAGAAAAUAUGAGAAGACGGUGGAAGGGGGACAGAAAAGAGACAAAAGAAGCUGCAAAAAACCAAAACAAAACAAAACAAAACAAAAACCAGAGGAAGUUAUCUCGGAGGUUAGAGGAAACGGUUACUGUCCUAAAACUGCUGGGAAGAAUGUUGCCGACAUCUCACGCUACACGUCUUCUUUUGCUGAUACUGCAGCUUAUAAAACUCGACAAGACUCUGGGCAAUGCUCAUUCUCUCUGCCUCGACCUCACCAUCAAAUCACAGUCCAGACCUGGACAGCCCUGGUGUGAGGUUCAGGGCUCGGUGGAUACAAAGCCUUUCCUCCACUAUGACACUGACAGCAACGAGGUCAAACCUUUGGGUCUCCUGGGGAAGGAAGUAACUGCCACCAAAGCAUGGACAGAAUUGAGCCAGACACUGGCAGAGGUGGGGCAAGAGCUCAGAAUGAUGCUGCCUGUCUUGAAACCACACAAAAACAAGACCAGGGGUCCUCCCACCCUGCAGGCCGAGCUGUGUUGUCGGCGUGAAGCAGAGCGAUGCACUGGUGCGUCCUGGCAGUUCAGCAUCGACGGACACACAGCCCUCCUGCUUGACGCCAUGAACAUGAAGUGGACAGUCAUUAGUCCUGGAGACACAGGGAUCGAGGAGUGGGAGAACGACCAGGGACUGGCAGAGUAUUUCAGGAAGACCUCCGUGGGAGACUGUAAUCACUGGUUUCAGGAAUUCCUAGAACACUGGGAGGAAAGGCUGGAGCCGGAGCCCACAGCACCAACAUUACUGUCCUCAGAUAAUGAGCAGUCUACAGACCUCCAGUUAAUGGCAUGGGUCAUCCCAUCCAUCUUCGUCAGUUUAGUCCUAAUUGGCAUCACCAUCAGAAACUACAGGAGGUCACGUACCACCCAAGAUGGUUCCAGGACUGAAGAGCAUGUCUCGACUUUUCACAACCCCUCAGACUCUGAGAGAAGCAGGAAUCAUGUGCACAGAGGGGUGCAGAGCCAGGACCCCCUGACCUGAAGGGAGAAGCAGCACCUGGGACCAGCUGCCUGGGGCCCAGGCCCUCCUUCAGGCCCAGCUGCCCUUCCUGCCCUGCCUGUGACACGUCUCACAGGCCCACCCACUGUGACCCCUUUUCCCCAGGCCAGUCUGAAGUGAGUGUCUCCUGUUCGCAAUCCACAGAGAUUUUACCAGGACAAAUCUAGAUCACUCAGCUGCAAGGCGUACAAGCCCAUGCAACGGAUCCAAGGAGGAGGCCCGGGAGGCGCCCAGGGGAGCCGCGGGGACUAGGAAGUAGUCAGGCAGCUCCUGCCUUCACUCUCUCCCUCUCUCAGGGCUGCGUGUACCCCGAGCUCUUCCUGCCCCUCCCGCCACUCCCUGUGUCCCCUCUGCUGAGCGGCUCUUCUGCCCCAUCGUCCCUCACAGGAUCCCACCUGGUUGCCCAACCUGGUGGCCCCACCUGGUUCCCAGCUUCACUUCCCUCACUGGUUCCACUGUCCCUCGAAUCUAAGUUCUGUGUUCCUGGGAGACAGUGUCUGAUCGCUGGGCUCGGGCCAGGGGUUCCUCAUGGGUCCAUCAGCAGUGGACGGGCCUGGGUCACCUGGGAGCUGGGGCUGCCCCUCCAGGGAUGUGGGCAGAGCAGACGCCAUGAAAAGGGUGAGGAUGGGAAGGAAUCUUAGUGCAAUGACGGCUGGGCUGGCGGGUGUGGGAGAUUCCGGCUUCAGCUGGUUAUGCGUCUUCUAAUUGUGCAGAAGCUUCUUCAUUUCUGUGGGGCCUGGGUUUUUUACCUGUAAAAUUAAAAGGAGGAAUGUGAUAUAAUAAUAAUAUUUAUUGGCAUUUAUUGAGCAUCUUUCAUGAGUCAGAUGCCUUUCUAAGCACUUCACGUGCGCUAGUUUAACUUUUUAAAAUGCCUAUAAAGCACUUAAGUCAGUCACUAGGAUGACAAUCUGAUUCCAACAUACAAUAAUCUACCAACAAAGUGCAAAUCUCAGUUUGCUGGACCUUUUCCCUUAAUAAUCUCAAUUCCAUCUAUUGGAGAUCAUUAAAAUAUAGACACAUCUCCAUCUAUUCAGAUCACAGUCCUGAAUUUAUAUCCUCACAUAAAAAUUCUUCUGUCCAUUCAUAAGGUUGUGACAUUUAAGCUUUCAAAUCAAAGAUAUUUUAUUUCUAAAAAACUGAAAGGAGAAAGAAUUAGAAUUUGGAGAUAAUUUAUUUCCUUUAUCACAAAUCACUGUAAAAUAUUCAAGUGAUAUAAAAUCUUAUGAAGUCAAAAUGUGAACAUUCCCUUUCAGUGCCCCCAUCUGAUACCCUAGAAAUAACCACUCUUAACCGUAAACAAAACAUUGUCUUUUCCACUUUUUCAAAAGAUUGUGAAGUUAGCGAGGUGGGGAAACUUUGGCUGUGCUGGAAGGGCUUGGACAUGUUGUCCCUGAGAAAUGCAGUCCUGUCCCCGUCUUUCUUGUCCUCCCACCAUGGAAGAAAUGAGCUGGGUCUCAUUCUGUACUGAGGCUCCAUCGUUGUCCCUAAGAUAGGAGUGAGGUCACGUGUCCAUCUAACGCCUUUGCAAAGGCUACAUGAAAUCAUGUCAUGAAAGAGUCUGCAAACUGGGAGAUCAUAUACAAUUGUUAGUUAACAUUAUAUUAUCAUAUCUGUUUAUUUUUAAUACUUAAUAAUUAUUAUAAUAACUAGUUUUAGAAGUUUUGCUGGGUCUGAAUACCUUCAAGGAGAAUUUCACCACACGUGAAAAUUUUUCCUCAUAACGAGCUUUCUCAGGCUCUGAGGUGUAAGGCAAAAAGGAAACCUUACGUUGCUUCCUGGGCAUCUCAAAGUGGCUGCAGUCGUGUGGGGUAAACGUCUUACAGUGGAAGAACCUGGAGCCCAAAGUGCUGGCCUCCAGACACAACCUUCAGGGCUAAGAGGCCUUUUUUUCUUUUUCCAGCCUCAAAGUCACUCAGAAACUUACUGUAUGUUUCGUGAAUGACAAAAAUAUUGUGUUAGUUUUUUUCCUUUUCUCUUUCUAUUUUUACCUUCUAAUUCUGCCUCCUACUCUGUUCUGGACCUGAAAGCUGUGGGUUCCCAAAUGUCAGCUCUGAAAAUAAAAAUUAUAGCAAAGA